Molecule: messenger RNA, 5759 nt
Organism: Liolophura sinensis
Lineage: Eukaryota; Metazoa; Mollusca; Polyplacophora; Chitonida; Chitonidae
Product: neprilysin-like
Exons: 22
Coding region: 201-2522 (773 amino acids)
Biological process (GO): protein processing
Cellular component (GO): plasma membrane
Molecular function (GO): metalloendopeptidase activity
Source: RefSeq, a predicted model, not a curated record
CACAUGCCGGUUUAGCAGUUUCUCUUGCCAAAAGGCACGGGUAGCUUUUAUGACACCGUUGAAUUACUACCAUAUUGCAAUGAUAAAUGGCCGGAGUACGUACACGUUAAUCUGAAGAAGCUGAAGGUUUUAGGUGUGGUUUAAAGCGGUCAGAAGUGUUCAUACUGUGGGUGUGAUUUUGAAAACAGAGGUUAGGGUUCAUGCCUUCGGAGGGUUUUACGUUGACCCCACUGGACUACAGGAGCACCAUGAAGCUCACCACGACAGAGUCCGAAAUUGGUAUAUAUCGGAAGAAUGGCUGCUGCGGAGGGCGAUCUUCUCUGGAGAAGGUGCUGUUGUUUGUUGUCAUCCUCACCCUCGCUGCCGCCAUUGCAGCCUGCAUCGCCAUCGCGGUCGUCGCUCAGAAGGCCGAAGAGGCGGAAGAAUCUACGGUGGCCGCCACGCAUGCUCCGACCACACCGGCAGUUGUUGAGGAUGACAGUAUCUGUGUGACGCCUGGAUGUGUGGCCGCAGCUGCACGUGUCAAUGAAUACAUCGAUACUUCGGUACAUCCCUGUGAUAACUUUUUUAAAUACUCCUGUGGCAACUGGAUCAAAAAACACCCCAUUCCCGAGGACCGUUCGAGUAUUGAUACCUUUGGGGUUCUUCGGGACGAGGUGGAGGUCAUUCUCAAAGACCUACUGGAACGACCGGCUGAUGAGAAGGACAUUAACGCAACUCUCAAGGCAAAGCGAUUGUAUGACUCGUGCAUCAAUGUGUCUCUCAUAGAAGAACGCCAUCACGCACCACUAGACUUCCUGUACAGUACGACAGGACCCUGGCCGCUGCUCAACUCCUCAACCUGGGAUAACUCUUCCUUCGACUUAAUCCAGUUGCUGAUAAACGCGACCAGACACGCUUAUCGCCCUUUGAUAGAGAUUUAUGCGUCGACCGAUGCUAAGAACUCCUCCGCCAGGAUCAUUUACCUGGACCAGCCAUCACUGAUCAUGCCAGGCAGGGAUUAUUACAACGAGAGCGUAUAUGACACGGCCCUUCCUGCCCUGAGAACCUACAUCCUGGGGCUAGCAGAGGCAUUAGGGGCCCAGGGGGUGGACAAGGCCGUCGAGGAGUUGGUCAUCUUCGAACAACAAGUUGCUCAAGCGACGGUGCCAAGUGAAGACAGACGAGACUCCACGAAGCUGUACAACAGGAUGACCGUGGCAGACCUGGCCACAAAUGUCAGUGCUAAGUUCGACUGGCCACGCUAUAUAAAAGGCGUAUUGGAGAUUGGAGGUAUUGCUGUAGGACAUGACGAACCAGUGGUUGUCAGAUCUCCUUCUUACUUGACAAGGCUUAUGGAUAUACUUGAACAGGCACCCAAUGAAACAAUAGCCAAUUACAUCAUAACGUACAUCCUAGUGGAUCUGGCCAAAGCACUUCCUGCAAACAUUCGCGACCUGGAAACUGAUUACCAAAAGGCCGUGUUCGGAACUCAAGCCGCUCGUGCCAGAUGGAGAACUUGUGUGGCGAUAACCCGAGACGUCCUGGGGGACGCCGUGGGAAGAAUGUUCGUGGAUGAAGUGUUUGACGAGUCAGCCAAAGACAUUGCUUUGGAAAUGAUAUCCAGCAUCAGGAAAGCGUUCAACGGUCUCUUAGAGGACAUUGAUUGGAUGGACAAUCCAACCCGCAAAGUCGCAGAGGAAAAGGCUGAAGCCAUUGGCGAGAACAUCGGCUACUCUGAUGAUGACGUCAAGAACAACACAGUUCUGGAAGCAACAUAUACAAAUGUGGAUUACCUGUCCACAGAGUUAUUCGAGAACACCUUGAAGGCGGGAGAAUGGGCCUCGGUCGAAUCAUUUAAACGGCUGAGAGUUCCGGUGAGGAAGGACGAGUGGGGAAUAUCGCCAGCUGUAGUAAACGCGUAUUACAGUUCCACCAAAAACCACAUUACAUUUCCGGCAGCUAUUCUUCAACCGCCAUUUUUCUCCAAGAACUAUCCCAAGUCCAUGAACUAUGGUGGCAUUGGACUUGUUAUAGGACACGAAAUCACCCAUGGCUUCGACGACCAAGGAAGACAGUAUGAUAAAAAUGGCGAUCUUAAGGAAUGGUGGAGUGAUGACGUCAUUAGGAAGUUUAAAGAGAAGGCACAGUGUAUCGUUGAUCAAUACAGCGAUUAUCUGGUACCAGAGGCUAACAUGAAGCUGAACGGGGUAAACACACAAGGGGAGAACAUUGCGGAUAAUGGCGGCCUAAGACAAUCCUUUACGGCGUACCGAGACUGGGUUCGUAACCAAGGCAAAGAGGAGCCCAAGUUGCCGGGAGUGGACUUGAACCACAGCCAGUUAUUUUUCGUCAACUUUGCUCAGAUUUGGUGCAGCACGAUGAGAAGAGAAAACGCUAUCAACCGGAUAUUAACAGGCGUUCAUAGUCCAGGCAGAUUCCGAGUGAUUGGUUCCCUACACAACUCCAUCGAAUUCUCAGAAGUUUUCAACUGCCCUCAAUCCUCCUACAUGAACGCGGAUAAAAAAUGCCGGGUUUGGUGAAAUCUAUUUCAGCCGCAUGUUAUGCUUCGACCUGUAUUAUAUCAUCUUGUGUUGAUCAAUUCCAUCACGCUUCCCUUAGAGCUCCAUACCUUUCGUGGUCAUCAGCUGUGAUGCAUGCGCAGAAGUGACCAUUUCCGUCAUAUGGUUAUUUCGGUGCGUUCGAAAAUGAUAAACGAAGCUUACAAACUAUGUCUAUUUUGAGCGCGAGGUAAGUUUGAACUACAAUUAAAUAAAUAAAAGUUCGUAAAUGGGUUGAUUAACGUUCAACGUUCAUCGGGGAACCCCACACAUUCCGGUCGUUCAUGUACAUCGACCUAUAUGAAAGAGAAUACAGCCUUUAUUGCCUCUGAAUUUCAUAUGAUUUUAAUACUUCAUUUUAUUGAGAAAUCUAAUUCUAACAUCAUUUAUUGUUACUGUAAAGAGCCAUAGAUAUGCUUGUAUUAUAGCAUUUGAUAUCGAAUUUUAAAACAAUAUUGUACUUGGCAGCGUGAGUGUGAAAGCAGUGUAUUAUUUUGAGGAAUAUCGCAAACUGUGUAUAUCAUCAGAUUAGUUUAUGUAUACCAGACCUGGCAAACAUUAUGAUUUGAUUUAACAUAUAUUUUUAUAUGUUUAGAUAAAAAAGCAGCUCUUUGGUUGAAUCUGUUAAAAUGGGCUUGGCAUUUCGUUAAGAUAAUGGCUUAUGGAUUAUUCCGUUGAUCUAUUUUAGCCAUGUUGGAGUGUACUUGUUGUAUACGCACGUGCCUUCUACUGUACUUCUGCAUUUUAUAGGAGAUAUGGAAGAAUUUCAUGAUGUUAAGUCAGUUAAAUCAGUCAUCGUGAGCUUAGGCACAAACCUUGUAAAAAUACUUCAGGCGUUUUUCUUUGUAUAGGAAGUAAAUAAGAUUGUAUAUUCAGACGACUUUAGGAGUAGACGGAAUUUUUUAAUGCCAAUAGCUUCUUAAUAUUAUAUAUGGACCUGUAAAGAAUAAUAAAAGCUGUGUGGAAAUUAUAUUUUCAUGAACAGUUACUCUAAAGUUUUAAAUAUUGUUCAACGGGUAUCUUGAUUACAUCAAAUCGCUUAUAAUUCAGCGCAUUAUAUAUAAAAUGUAUACUUAUUAUGGAGUGAUUUUGUGUUUAUUCCUCAUCCUUUAUGUAAAUGUGACAUAAUCAUUUUAGAAGUGAACAGACAGAGAAGGGGUAGGAAAAUAGCCAUUUCAUCUUGGUUAACAAUGGGCAGAGUAUACAAAAAGUUGAUUAUUUUUAAAAUCAGUCAAUAUCAAAACCAAUCAAUAUCGUGUGUGGCCACCCCUUGCUUCCAGGCAAGGAGAGUUCAAAAACUCUCCGACGCAUAGAAAAAGUCAGACGUAUGAUGAGAUGACGUGGGAUUCGUUGCCAUUCAUCUUGGCGAGCGAACGCCAAUUGUUUUCGGUUGGCUGCAAGGUGUGGCCGUUGUCUUAUUCGACGACCCAUGAUAUCCCAAAAGUGUUCUAUGGGGGACAUAUCUGGGGAUCGUGCAGGCCACGGCGAGACCUUGACGUUGUUGGCGUCCAGGAAGUUCUGCACAACUCGAGCUGUAUGGGGUCUGGCGUUGUCAUGCUGGUACAGAAUACCACGUGGCUGCUGUUGAAGGAAUGGCAGGACAACAGGACGUAGAAUUUUCACGAAACGUUGAGCUGUUAGGUUCCCGUAGAUGAUGACCAGUGAUGUCCGUUUUUCGCCACAAACCCCACCCCACACCAUCACGCGCCGCCACCAAACGGUACCACUUCCUGGAAGCAUGAUGCAACCGUUCGUUCGCCUCUUCGACGGUAAACUCGCUGUCUGCCAUCGGCUGGGAAAAGGCAGAAGCUGCUUUCAUCCGUGACACAAUACGUUGCCCAUCGCAACCUCUAGCAACGACGUUCGGCUGUCAACAACUGCCCUCUAAAUGGUCGACAGGCAGUAAUUCCGUGGGUCUCCUGAACACGGUCUGCCGACUUAACCGGUGACCUAAGGCAUUGAUUAAAGAUGACAUCACUGUCAGGAAGCGGUUCCUCAGGUGUAAGGUGCGUAGGUGCCCGUCUUCUCUGAACGUAGUUACCCUAGGCCUGCCUGUUCUUGGCCUGUCCGAUGUCUGCCCUGUCUGUCUGUAACGUUUCAUCAAGUUUGACACAGUUACAUGAGAGCAGCCGAAGGUCCUUGCAAUGUGGGCAUGGGUGGCUCCCAUGGAUACCAUACCCAGGGCCCUUUCGCGUUGUUCUGGAGUCAAUCGAGGCAUGACUUUGGUGGUUUUUAGUCAGUGUGCAAGUGCAGCACACUGUGUGUAACGUUUUUAUACACUUAUUACAUGUGUAGUUGGGGCCAUCCAUGGGUCAUGUGAUUUUUCAACUAUCCUUGAUGUCUCAAAACAAAUUCGUGGGACGUAUGUGAAGUUUAAAUUUAACUCACGGGGUCGUAAAGUUUCUUUUGGCCGUCAGUUUAAUCAGCUAACACUUUGACAGAUGAGGCUUUUAUCUCCGACAAGGCAUGUCCGUAAUCUUUCGCAAUAUGCUGAUGAUCGAUUUGUUGUGUUUUUUAAAGGGUACAAUUUCUGGUCACUGAAAAAGUGCUCAGAUGUUCAGUGGACCUGGGAAAAAAAGCCAUAAAGACCACUAAUUCCAGCUCUUGGACACAAGCUGGGAAAUAGCACAAUAGAAUAAAUAAUAAUAAAUAAAUGAUUAUGGCUUAUCACCACUUUGGCAAUGUUGCGAUUGUGUGGUGGCGAUAGUACAAAUAAAUGUCAUUUGCUAUAUAAUUCUGUGUUAUUACCUAUGCCACUAUAAAUCUGUAUUUCUCCCAUGAUGGCCUGUGUAAGAUGUAGUUUUCUGACUUGUUUAUGCCAUUAUGUACAGGGUGGUAUGUAUAUAUGAAUAUUGCUAUCAGCUCCAUAGUGAUGCCCUUCUGAUUCAUGCCACAAUUUCACUAGGAAUCUCUAUCGUUAUCGCACAUAGCCAAUAAAUCUUAAGUCUUCAAACGUUUGGCUUUUUCUGAAACGAAAACAGAAUAACAUACACAAUUCUUUGGACUCUUUAGAUGCCUUAGAUCUCAGUAUUGGUAGGGCUAUAAACUGGAAACAGUUCAUGAAAACGCUUUUUAUUAGACUUACAGUGACGGACUAUAAUAAAACGUAUUUUGUCGUCAUAGUGUAUUUUAUUACCCUAGCCUAUUUUGUCGUUAACCCGUUUUGUCGCCCUUAUCUACUUUGUCUAUUUUGAAAGGGGAUCCUUAGAGAAGAAUUCU